UGACGAGGGCCUCUUUGGCGAGAACUGCGCCUCAUCAUGUCAUUGUUACAACGGAUCAAAAUGUGAUCAUGUGACCGGGCGCUGUCCGGAUGGUCAGUGCGCCCCUGGGUGGUCAAGCACUAACUGUAGUUUGACAUGCAGUCAGGAUAUGUUUGGUUUAAACUGCUCCUCCCCCUGCCAUUGCCUACCUGGAGCAAGCUGCAACCAGGUCUCUGGCAACUGUUCCGAUGGUCUAUGUGCUCCGGGGUGGACUGAAAGUAACUGUAGCGUUGCAUGCCCUCAAGGGUUGUUUGGUGUAAACUGCUCCUCCCCCUGCCAUUGCCUACCCGGAGCAAGCUGCGACCAUGUCACUGGCAACUGUUCCGAUGAUGUAUGUGCUCCUGGGUGGACUAAAAGUAACUGUAGCGUUGCAUGCCUUCAAGAUAAGUUUGGUAAAAACUGUUCCUCCCCAUGCCAUUGUCUACCCGGAGUAAGCUGCGACCACGUCUCUGGUAACUGUUCCGAUGAUCUAUGUGCGCCUGGGUGGACUGGAAGUAACUGCAGCAUUGCAUGCGAUCAAGGAUUCUUUGGGGUAAAUUGCUCCUCCCCAUGCCAUUGCCUCCCCGGGGCAAGCUGCGACCGUGUCUCUGGCAAUUGUUCCGAUGAUGUAUGUGCUCCGGGGUGGACUGAAAGUAACUGUAGCGUUGCAUGCCCUCAAGGGUUGUUUGGUGUAAACUGCUCCUCCCCCUGCCAUUGCCUACCCGGAGCAAGCUGCGACCAUGUCACUGGCAACUGUUCCGAUGAUGUAUGUGCUCCUGGGUGGACUAAAAGUAACUGUAGCGUUGCAUGCCUUCAAGAUAAGUUUGGUAAAAACUGUUCCUCCCCAUGCCAUUGUCUACCCGGAGUAAGCUGCGACCACGUCUCUGGUAACUGUUCCGAUGAUCUAUGUGCGCCUGGGUGGACUGGAAGUAACUGCAGCAUUGCAUGCGAUCAAGGAUUCUUUGGGGUAAAUUGCUCCUCCCCAUGCCAUUGCCUCCCCGGGGCAAGCUGCGACCAUGUCUCUGGCAAUUGUUCCGAUGAUGUAUGUGCGCCUGGGUGGACUGAAAGUAACUGUAGCGUUGAGUGUGAUCAAGGCCUGUUUGGAGUGAAUUGCUCCUCAUCGUGUCAUUGUUACAACGGAUCAAAAUGUAACCAUGUUACCGGAAACUGUCUUGAUGGUCAGUGCUCCCCUGGAUGGUCCAGCGCUAACUGUAGUUUGGAAUGUGAUGAGGGCCUCUUUGGCGAGAACUGCGCCUCAUCAUGUCAUUGUUACAACGGAUCAAAAUGUGAUCAUGUGACCGGGCGCUGUACGGAUGGUCAGUGCGCCCCUGGGUGGUCAAGCACUAACUGUAGUUUGACAUGCAGUCAGGAUAUGUUUGGUUUAAACUGCUCCUCCCCCUGCCAUUGCCUACCUGGAGCAAGCUGCAACCAGGUCUCUGGCAACUGUUCCGAUGAUCUAUGUGCUCCGGGGUGGACUGAAAGUAACUGUAGCGUUGCAUGCCCUCAAGGGUUGUUUGGUGUAAACUGCUCCUCCCCCUGCCAUUGCCUACCCGGAGCAAGCUGCGACCAUGUCUCUGGCAACUGUUCCGAUGAUGUAUGUGCUCCUGGGUGGACUGAAAGUAACUGUAGCGUUGCAUGCCUUCAAGAUAAGUUUGGUAAAAACUGUUCCUCCCCAUGCCAUUGUCUACCCGGAGUCAGCUGCGACCACGUCUCUGGUAACUGUUCCGAUGAUCUAUGUGCGCCUGGGUGGACUGGAAGUAACUGCAGCGUUGCAUGCGAUCAAGGAUUCUUUGGGGUAAAUUGCUCCUCCCCAUGCCAUUGCCUCCCCGGGGCAAGCUGCGACCAUGUCUCUGGCAAUUGUUCCGAUGAUGUAUGUGCGCCUGGGUGGACUGAAAGUAACUGUAGCGUUGAGUGUGAUCAAAACCUGUUUGGAGUGAAUUGCUCCACAUCGUGUCAUUGUUACAACGGAUCAAAAUGUAACCAUGUUACCGGAAACUGUCUUGAUGGUCAGUGCUCCCCUGGAUGGUCCAGCGCUAACUGUAGUUUGGAAUGUGAUGAGGGCCUCUUUGGCGAGAACUGCGCCUCAUCAUGUCAUUGUUACAACGGAUCAAAAUGUGAUCAUGUGACCGGGCGCUGUCCGGAUGGUCAGUGCGCCCCAGGGUGGUCAAGCACUAACUGUAGUUUGACAUGCCCUCAAGGGUUGUUUGGUGUAAACUGCUCCUCCCCCUGCCAUUGCCUACCCGGAGCAAGCUGCGACCAUGUCACUGGCAACUGUUCUGAUAAUGUAUGUGCUCCUGGGUGGACUGAAAGUAACUGUAGCGUUGCAUGCCUUCAAGAUAAGUUUGGUAAAAACUGUUCCUCCCCAUGCCAUUGUCUACCCGGAGUAAGCUGCGACCACGUCUCUGGUAACUGUUCCGAUGAUCUAUGUGCGCCUGGGUGGACUGGAAGUAACUGCAGCAUUGCAUGCGAUCAAGGAUUAUUUGGGGUAAAUUGCUCGUCCCCAUGCCAUUGCCUCCCCGGGGCAAGGUGCGACCAUGUCUCUGGCAUUUGUUCCGAUGAUGUAUGUGCGCCUGGGUGGACUGAAAGUAACUGUAGCGUUGAGUGUGAUCAAGGCCUGUUUGGAGUGAAUUGCUCCUCAUCUUGUCAUUGUUACAACGGAUCAAAAUGUAACCAUGUUACCGGAAACUGUCUUGAUGGUCAGUGCUCCCCUGGAUGGUCCAGCGCUAACUGUAGUUUGGCUCUCGAACAGAAAGGAGAAAGUAACGCAGCCAAGGUAGCUGCAGGUAUUGGUGGUUGCUUCGCAGCUAUUAUUGUCACAACUGCUGCAGCAAUCGUGUGUUACAGGCAGCGAAUACUUCAACACAACUCGUCUUCUGGAUUAUCGAAACCCACCCAGAUAGAGUCAAGUUUCAACAACAGUUUUGACAACAUCGAUCAGGCUAAGAAUAGCAAACAUAUCUCCGUCGAAGAUAAAACUAAAGUCGCCUAUAAAGAUGGCAGCAGCUACAGCUUCAAUGCACUUGUCUCGGGAAUAAAAAUUCAUGAACUAUGGGACUACAUUAAGGAGAAACGUCAAAGUGAUUCAACAUUCUUUGAAAAAGAGUUUAAAAAACUGAAAAGCGGUCUUAUUCAUAAGCACGACGUAGCAUCGUCCGAAGAAAACAAAGGAAAGACCCGCUACAAGCAGAUGUAUGCAUACGACCAUAGCCGUGUGCCUCUGACAAGAGAGUUUGAAGGGGAUUCAGAAUAUAUCAACGCGAGCUUUAUAGAUGGCUUUGAGAAAAUAAAGAAAUUCAUCGCAUCCCAGGGCCCAACGGAGAAAAUGAUAGUGGACUUCUGGCGUAUGAUAUGGCAGCAGAGUGUGGAAAAGAUUGUGAUGCUGACAAACUUGGUUGAAUCGGGAACGGUGAAAUGUCUUCAAUAUUGGCCUGAUGAAUUAAACGGUGUUUGCAAAUACGGACGUAUUGCCGUCAAAUACGUUGAUGUCGGGGAGAUCAAUGAUUACAAUAUCCGGACAUUCAUAAUUACAAAAGGAAAAGAGGCGAGGACAGUGCUUCAGUUUCACUUUAAAACAUGGCCUGACAAAGAUGUUCCUGACACUACCUGGUGCCUAGUAGACUUCUGGAGAGCGGUCGAUACUAGUGAUAUGACUAAUAAAGCACCGAUAGUGGUUCAUUGCAGCGCUGGUAUUGGGCGAACAGGGACAUUUAUUGCUCUCGACAACCUUAUUUCACAAGCAAGGAUUGAACACUGUGUAAGACCAUUACAAAUUGUGGAAGCUUUGCGUGAACAAAGGGUCAACAUGGUCCAAACAAAGGAACAGUACGAAUACCUUCACGAGGCUCUGGCGGAAACUCUCCUGAUGGGGACACAUCAUGUGCUUACCAGACAGUUCAGAAGUGUCUACAACUACUUGAUUGAUAAAGACAGUAACUUGACAACUACCCGACUGGAACAUCAGUUCGAAUUAGUAAAGCAAAGUGUGGAAAAUCAUCAUGGCAAGCUGCAACCAGUAGCUAGUCAAGAAGCAGAAUAUGGCAAAUUUGAACUGCAACCUGUAGCCAGUAAAGGGGCAGAAUAUGGCAAUAUUGAGCUGCAACCUGUAGACAGUCAAGGGGCAGAAUAUGGAAAUAUUGAGACAAUCAUGGCAGAACUAAAGACAAAUCGAGCUAAUCAAGAAAGAUCACGUAACCAACCAGUUGAAAUCAACGCUCUCGCAUUCAAUAUGCAGAAGGGAAUGCUUGUUAUUUCCAAGCCAACAAAACAACAUCUGGCUUCGUUCUGGUCUCGCCUCGAGCAGCUAGGCUCUAUAACGGUGAUUGAUCUUGCGUCGGAUGCACUUGACAAGAUGUUAGAUGUAAUGUUAGAGGGAGAAGACGGGACACGUCUUGCAAAAGGAGCUUCUGUUAUCAAAGAGUCGCAACACAACGGAUUUGUUGAAACAACCUAUUCCCUGAAGGAAAGCACGCAGGAGAGCCUCAAGAAAACAAUCAAACACUUCGCUUUCAUUUCGUGGAGAGGAACGUUACUUGCUUACAGACAAUCACUGCUUGAAAUGAUAGAUGCGUUACACACAUGGCAGUCCGAAUUAACAGACGACAAACCGAUAGUGAUACUAGACAGUGCCGGUUUCGACAAAUGCGGUGUAGUCGCAGUUGUUUUGAAUGAAAUUUAUCGCAUAUUAGAACGCAAUGGACAAAUAAACAUCGUAGAAUCGGUCAAGACGAUGGUGCAUGGAAAUAGCCUUCUCAUCCGCAGCAAGAUGCAGUACCGGUUUUGCUACGACGUGAUAUUGGACUAUGUCCAGCAGAAAACGGUUUACCAGAAUUAUAAAUGAUCUACAUGGUUUCUGAUAUUGGUUUGUUUUACAGAGGCAAUUGUUUACUUGACACAAAUUAAAUGAUAUAUGAUGUUAAUGAAUAACGGAUUAUGUAAUGAUUUAUUCACAUGGCUAAAUGUGCUUUUAUUCAGAUUUCGAAUCCGUUUGAUUAUCUUGUCCUGAUAUGGUACUUAUUUAAUAUAAUUACUAAUUGAUUGAAUGUUAUUCAAUAUGAAUUAUUAAGUGUUGUAAUUGUGAAUAAAUACUAUCUUGAUGCACGGAAAUGUUUUCUAUCAAUUUAUUGUUUCAGUGUAGCUGGAAGUGAUUGAAGAAUAAAAAAUUGUUAUUUAAAACACCAUUUUAAACCUCCAAGGAUUUGCUUUAACCGUUGAAAAGCGGUGAUAGAAAAGCUAUGCUAUUAUUUGAUUGUUUUAAAUCUAAACGAUAUUUCUGAAUGUACGGGCCUUGUACUAGUUGUGUAUUGUUCCAUUUAAGCAAGUAACAUAUUAUGGGCUGCCGAAAAAGUACGGAUCCGGUGUUUCCAUGGUAUUUCUUGAUGAAACAAACAAACGGUACGUUCCUAUAGUUCGUGAUAUACUAUACUUGCGACAUAGACAAUGGCACAGCUAAAUGAAAUGUUACUGCUCCAUUUAUUUGUAUGUUAUUUUGUAUAUUUAUAUUCAAGAUAAUGAUUCUUUUUCAACGGUCUUAUAUUCAAUGUAUAUGUUUUGAUUAUAUUUAAUUAUUUAAAAAACGUUAAUAUAGUUAACAAAAACAUUUUGAGUAUCAUAUUUUUUUACUAAACACAUGUAUGAAUGUAUGAAUGGAAUAAUUAUCUUAAUGCUUAAUGUUCUCUAUGUAUCUCUAGAGACUUUGCUUUAAGUGUUAUGGUGAUUGUCAUGAAUGUAUAAAAAAGAUUAGGUGUUGUUGAA
This is a messenger RNA of Dreissena polymorpha, 5769 nucleotides long. Its product is annotated as multiple epidermal growth factor-like domains protein 6. NCBI's taxonomy places the organism in Eukaryota, Metazoa, Mollusca, Bivalvia, Myida, Dreissenidae. The transcript is spliced from 39 exons. The record is from RefSeq and is a predicted model, not a curated record. Gene Ontology annotation, biological process: protein dephosphorylation. Gene Ontology annotation, molecular function: protein tyrosine phosphatase activity; scavenger receptor activity. Bases 149 to 4855 code for a protein of 1568 amino acids.